Peniophora sp. CBMAI 1063 is the source of this 1440-nucleotide messenger RNA. NCBI's taxonomy places the organism in Eukaryota, Fungi, Basidiomycota, Agaricomycetes, Russulales, Peniophoraceae. The record is from the annotation of a GenBank genome assembly.
AUGUCCUUCUCUACCGUUAAUCAGAGCGCGCAGGCUGACGCACCGCGCCCUCCUACCUCUAGCCCUCUCGUCCCGUACUCCGGUGUCCCUCCUCCCGCUUCUGGCAGCAUGAAGGAUCUCUCUUCCUCCUCGCGCAGCUCCCGCUACAACGCGCUCGCCGUCAAGAAGCGCCCAUCACCACACGGCAUCCAGAAGCGCAAGUACGCCUCGCCUGCCACCGCCGCCCCCGCCCAUGGUCACUCUCCGCGCGCCCGACUCGAAGCCGCACUCCGCCGCCAGCGUGAGCAGCAGCUCGUCGCGUGGAAGAGGGAGGGUAUCUACCUGGAGGAGGAGUACUUUGAGGAGAUCCAGCUGUUCUUGCAUGACAUGGAGCGACAGACCAUGGGCUCGACCUCAUCAAUGGACCAACAACCGGAGAUCAAAUGGCAUAUGCGUCCCUGCCUCGUCGACUUCCUCGUCGAGCUGCACUUUACCUUCCGCUUAAGGCCAGAGACGCUCUACCUGUGCCUGAACAUCAUCGACCGUUACGUCUCCCGCCGCAUCGUUUACAUCAAGCACUACCAGCUUGUCGGCUGCGCGGCGCUGUGGAUUGCUGCGAAAUUCGAAGAUGCAAAGGAGCGCGUACCCUCGGUAGAGGAGCUCGUCCACUAUUGUCGCGAAACGUACGACGCCUCGGCAUUCAUCCAGAUGGAAGCACAUGUCCUCCAGACCAUCCAGUGGACGCUUGGGCACCCCACAGCGGAGGCUUGGUUGCGCAUGCUCUGCUGUUCUCCGGCGCCGCAUCUGGAGGAGGCUAAGGUUCAGCACGUCGCCCGGUUCCUCAUGGAGAUCACGCUCUUCUACCGAGAGUUCGUACAAUACACGCCAUCAGCAAUUGCCUUCGCGUCGUUAACGCUCGCUCGCUUCAUCUGCGGCAAAGAGCGGCGCGUGUUUGAAGAGACAGACGAGUGCAUCGAGAUCGUCGAGCAUUUGGAUAACCGCCUCUCGAAGCACGUCAACGACCUCUCGGAGACGCUCAUCAAGAAGUACUCAUACGCAUUCUACUCCAAGGCGGCAACGCUCGUAGUGCAGUACUACCUCCAAGGUGGUCGCUUCAUCCGCCACACAAUCUCCUCUUUGCCCGUCCCGAUGACGCCAGUACGGUCGUACGCGUCCCCCGUACGCACUCCGAUGUCAGCAACAACAACAGCGUCAGACAUGUCCGAUGAGAUGCCAAUUACGCCAACAUCACCCGCAUUCUCGUCUGACUACAUGUCGUCUGUCGCGAUGUCUGACGACAAGGAGAAUAUGUCUUCACCCGGGCGCUUCGAGCCAGUCGUGAACAAGCAGAACGCGGAGAACGUACAGGAGCAAUAUCUACCACACGACUACGUCGCACACCGGCGGAUGGCGCUUCAAUCGUUCAACUCGUCCUCUCCUCGCACGGCGAUGGUCGCAUAG